Molecule: messenger RNA, 3918 nt
Organism: Bemisia tabaci
Lineage: Eukaryota; Metazoa; Arthropoda; Insecta; Hemiptera; Aleyrodidae
Product: trehalase
Biological process (GO): trehalose catabolic process
Molecular function (GO): alpha,alpha-trehalase activity
Source: RefSeq, a predicted model, not a curated record
GUUUUUCUCACAAUAUGAAGGAAGUGCAUAAGUUCAAGCUCCAAGGUUGCGAUUCCGAAAUUUAUUGAUGAAGUUUUUGUAAACUCCUAUUUUGUUCUCUUCUUCCCUCUCAGCAUUCAAACAACUCAAACCAAAGUGUACUUGUUAGUAACUCUUGUUUCUUCCUCAUCGUUUUUCAUUCAGCAGAUUCAAUUCCUUGAAGUUCAUCCUAAACUCAGUGUCCAACCACAUUUUAAAAGAAUGUCGUGGCAGACCUUCCCACACUUACUGGCCCGAAGUGCUAAUUUACUCCUCAGUGAUCAAAGCAAAGCCGGCCACAAUUUGCACAUCUUUCAGCUUCAACUCCUGUCAGACCACCUGUUUUGGCCACGCAGGCGAGUGAAUAGGAACAAUCACUAUUUUGCAGCCGGAAGGAGAAAAGCCGCAUUAAAUGCAGUUUGCUUAUCAACAAGCCUUGAUUACAAUCUUAUUGAUGAUUAUAAUACUAACUACUUACCCUCUUGUUACAGCAAAAUCUACUGCGACAGUGAACUUUUGCAUGAUGUUGAAUUGGCCCACAUCUAUCCUGACUCAAAGACCUUUGUGGACAAGCGGAUGAAAUUUUCUGAACCCUAUAUUCUGUCCAAAUAUGAAGAACUAAAGGCUAAGAAUGAAGGAAAACCGCCUUCGAAAGAAGAGCUUGUCGAUUUUGUCUCAGAGCACUUUGAAGAUGGAGAUGAACUCGAAAAGUGGGACCCGCCUGAUUUUAAACCCGAAACAACUCUCAUGGCCAAAGUUUCGGAUGAAGGUUACAAAAAAUUCCUGAGUGGACUACAACAAGUUUGGAAAAUUCUAGCCCGAAAGAUCAAACCAGAAGUGAAUGAAAACAGUGAUCGUUAUUCAUUGAUAUAUGUUCCAAACGGCUUUUGCAUUCCUGGUGGCAGGUUCCGAGAGCUGUACUAUUGGGACACAUACUGGAUCAUCAAUGGACUCCUUUUGAGUGACAUGAACGAUACAGCCAAAGGAAUCAUUGAAAAUCUACUAAGCCUUGUCCAAAAGAUAGGUUUCAUACCAAAUGGCUCCAGAGUUUAUUACUUGAACCGCUCACAACCUCCAUUGCUAAUCCAGAUGAUGAAUAAUUAUUACAAAGCUACCAAUGAUUUUCAGUUCAUCAAAAAAAAUAUCAAGACUUUGACAAAGGAGUUUGAAUGGUGGCAGACGAACCGGAAAGUAAAAUUUAUCAAAGACAAGAAAACUUACAAUAUGUUCCGAUAUUAUGCUCCCUCAAAUGGACCAAGACCAGAAUCUUAUAGAGAGGAUUAUGAAAUUGCUCAAACCCUUCCAUCUGAAAGUGAGCGCACACGAUGGUAUACUCGUAUCAAGUCAGCAGCUGAAAGUGGGUGGGAUUUCUCAUCUAGAUGGUUCAUCAAAGACGGUGCAGGCAAUGGCACACUUCUGGAUGUUCACACGCCUAGUAUAAUACCUGUCGACUUAAAUGCAUUUCUCCACAAGAAUGCUGUCUUACUAAGCGAAUGGUGGUACAUGAUGGGCGAUAAGUACCGAGGAAAGUACUUUAAGGAAAUCGCAGAAAAACUUCUUACUUCAAUAAAUGAGGUUUUAUGGAAUGAAAACAUUGGAUCCUGGUUUGACUAUGACUUAAUAAAUAAACAACACCGAAAAUACUUUUUCCCUUCCAACAUUGCCCCACUGUGGACUGAGAGUUACUCUCAGCCGAAAAACUUCAUGGCAGCCAAGGUUAUUGAGUACAUAAAACGGGAAAAAAUCAUCAAGGAUGACUACACUAUUCACUAUCAUGGUAUACCCUCUUCUUUGGAAAGGACAGGACAGCAAUGGGACUUUCCCAACGCAUGGGCCCCUGUUCAAGUAUUCUUGAUUCAAGGCCUUGACCGCACCAAUGUUCCCCAGGCGCAAGCGAUCGCCUUGAAGCUAGCACAAGACUGGGUCCACUCCAACUACCUUGGUUUCCAAAAAACUGGUUUUAUGUAUGAAAAAUACAAUGUAGAAAAAGCAGGUGACAAUGGUGGAGGUGGAGAGUAUGAGUCUCAGAUUGGUUUUGGAUGGAGCAACGGAGUCGUUUUUGAAAUGAUGGAUCGUUAUGCCACAGAACUCUCCUCUGCAACCCUCACCAGAUGAUGGAGUGCUCUUCAAGCAGCCCUAAAUGAAUGACCCGAGAAGGUCGUGGAUAAGCAAAUUGUGAUAUUUUCUAGCCUUUUAAUGUUAAGUCUCUCCUUGACUGGGAAACAGAGUCAAGUAAAAAAAAAAUUAGCUCAGUUCCUACUUGAAGUACCUUGUUUUGCCGGACCGAAAGGUUUGGCCGAUCUCUUUUAGUUAGUGUUUGCAACUUGAAGGUGUCAAAGAUUUUUUCAAUUCACACAAUGUCUGCAAAUGUGAUGAGGUAAAAGACUAUGAAAGUUCAGUAAAAAACAUUUUUUGACAGGACCCCUCCGCGAUAUGUAUGUAUUCUCCGAAUAUCUUAGUUUCUUAAAAAUUAUCUUAGUUUUUCUGUUUGUAAAGUCAACAAUGGUCAUUUGUUACAUAAGAACUCCAAUUUUAACAAAAUAGUACAAUGAAAUGCAAAUUAUUUCAGUAAAGACGUUUUAGAUGAAAGUCUCUUUUGAGAGAAGUAUUAGUUCAAAUGGGUUUUGCACAACUUUAUCUUCUCUGGAAUGAAUGCAAGACAUUUGCGGACAUUGGUUGCCUUAGUUAAAUUUUUUGCUUUUGUUUGUAAAGUGUAUAAAAUCAAUGUACAUAAUUAAAUUUUUGUAUCGCAGCUUGAGGCAAUAAUUUCAAAAAGGCCUAUUUGAAUUUAAAUGCAUAAACACCAGCAAAUUGAAAAGAGCAUAGCUCAGCCAUCAAUUGAUGUUUCUGCGAUCAGUUAGAAAUGCAGUCUUUAUGACUUCUGGUGAAUGUCAAGAGAGGAGCUUGUUCACUUGAAACCAGACUUGAUAAUUUAUUAGUUAUGCAUUUCUCUUGGCAGCUAUGGCAAAUUGUUGAGAACAAUUUGGAAUUUAAAAGAAAGAAAAAAAAUAAACCCUUAAGUUCUUCUAGAAAAAUUACUGAAUUAGAACAAAAAAUUCACUUGUCUAGAGGUGCUUCUCUUCAAAUGUCAAACCUCUAAAUUCUGAAGUUUUAACUUUUGACUUUUUUAAAAAUGUAUAUUUUAUCUGUGAAGUAUUUUUGACAAGUUUUGCAUUCAAGAAGGAAUGCGUUUAUAAUCAUUUCAAUGUUGUACAGUUUAGUUCCUGUUUAGUCAUAUGUUUUUAAUUUAUUUUCAAGUCAAAUUUUAUAUGGUGUACAUCUGUGUUUAAAUUAUGUUUUACUUAGACUGCAGAACCGUGCAAAGAUUAAGGCAACAAUUAGUUUCUUAAAUUAUUUGAUAAGAGUGUUUGUAGCAUGAUAUCUUGCAGUAGUAGGUACAACAUUUUUAUUUUUAAAACAUAAAAGCUAUCUAUUUAUUUGAUCAAUCCACUUGCAAAUGAAGUAAUUCAAACAGCUAAAACUUAUCAAAGAAAAUGACAGAUGAUCAUGGUAGACACUGAAAAGCACCCUACUUUUCAAAGGAAAUAAAUUAAUUUUUUUAAAUCUUCCAUUGAAUAUGUUGUUUUAUUUUAAAUCUUACGUUUCUAUUUAAGGAUGUCACUUUCAAAUUACUUCUUGUCAUAUUGUGUUCAAGAUACAUAAAUGCAGUUUUAUUCAGUUUUUUCUCAUUUUGAUCAAAGCUGAUAAUCUCUCCUUUUGAGCUAGUAAGCUCAAGAAUUAAUUUAUGGAGUGUAUUGUAUCUUAGGUCUAAAUGUAUGUAUCUUUUCAAAACGUACAGAAGUGUUAAUAAAUGGUAAUACAUUUUUUCAAAUACAAUUUUUUUAUUUGUUAAUUUCAUCUAGUUUUAAGUACCAUGUGCAAUAAAAGUUGUUUCACAAA